Molecule: messenger RNA, 279 nt
Organism: Tinamus guttatus (white-throated tinamou)
Lineage: Eukaryota; Metazoa; Chordata; Aves; Tinamiformes; Tinamidae
Source: RefSeq, a predicted model, not a curated record
CAGAAGGAGCAUCCACUGGUCUCAGAAGUGACAGGCCAUGAGCAAGAUGACAUGAUUCCACCAGGUGCCUUUGACCAACAAGAGUCUGAGUUCCAGUGGACCCGAAACAUCAGGGACCAGCCUGAGGACAUGUCCACUAGUGACAAUGCUGUCCAGAGGUUUUUCAGUGACCUCGUGGGUUUACCCUGGAGGUACCGAGGCAGAAGCAAGAAGGGUCUAUCCAGGGGCUUUGGAGUCAAGCUGGACAGAAUUGGGUCACUGAGUGGACUAGGAUGCUAA